AGAAGAUUGACUUGGGUGCUUGGUUAUUUGCAGAUUCCGGAAGGGAGAAUUUCUUUGAAACAUUUGAAAGGAAAAUGGAUGAAAAACGUAGACUGUUAAAGGAAAGUGGUCGCGGGCUUGUUGUUUCCUGGGCUCUAUGUGCUGUAUGCCUCUUGGGCCACUUCUCUCAUUUUUUUGGACCCAAGUUUUCAUGGAUCCAUGCAUUUCACUCCACGGGGUUUCAUAUGUCCCUCUCUUUAUUUACGUUGCUUGGUCCUGGACGCCGACUAAUUGUUGAUGGUCUUAAAAGCCUUAUUAAGGGGGCUCCAAACAUGAAUACUCUAGUUGGUCUUGGUGCUUUAUCAUCAUUUGCUGUCAGCUCACUGGCUACCUUAUUACCCAAACUGGGUUGGAAAGCAUUCUUUGAGGAACCAGUUAUGCUGAUUGCAUUUGUCUUGUUAGGGAGAAAUCUUGAACAAAGAGCUAAAAUUAAAGCCACCAGUGACAUGACUGGACUUCUUAAUAUUUUGCCAUCUAAAGCUCGUCUAGUGGUCAACAGUAAUGCAGAUGAGUCAAGCUCAACUGUCGAAGUUCCUUGUAGCUCUCUUUCUGUAGGAGAUGAAGUCAUUAUAGUACCUGGAGACCGUGUUCCAGCUGAUGGGAUUGUCAAAGCCGGUAGAAGCACGGUUGACGAGUCUAAUUUAACAGGGGAGCCUCUCCCUGUCACUAAAUUACCUGGGGCCAAAGUUGCAGCAGGAAGUAUAAAUCUAAAUGGAACACUUACUGUGGAAGUGCAAAGACCAGGUGGCGAGACUGCCAUGGGGGACAUUGUUCGUUUGGUGGAAGAAGCACAGAGUAGAGAAGCUCCUGUACAGCGGUUGGCAGACAAGGCCAAAGUUGCAGCAGGAAGUAUAAAUCUAAAUGGAACACUUACUGUGGAAGUGCAAAGACCAGGUGGCGAGACUGCCAUGGGGGACAUUGUUCGUUUGGUGGAAGAAGCACAGAGUAGAGAAGCUCCUGUACAGCGGUUGGCAGACAAGGUGGCUGGGCACUUCACCUAUGGAGUAAUGACACUCUCUGCUGCAACAUUUAUGUUUUGGAACCUUUUUGGUGCACGAAUUCUACCAGCCGCUCUUCAUCAAGGAAGUCCAGUUUCAUUGGCCUUGCAGCUCUCUUGUAGUGUUCUGUCUUUGACCUUUGUUUUAAGAGUGCAGGUUGUUGCAUGUCCAUGUGCCCUUGGUCUAGCAACACCUACUGCUGUGCUGGUUGGAACUUCACUGGGUGCUACAAAAGGAUUGCUUCUGCGUGGAGGAAAUGUUUUAGAAAAGUUUUCAAUGGUGAAUACAAUUGUGUUUGACAAAACAGGGACACUGACAAUUGGUAGACCUGUUGUGACAAAGGUCAUUACUCAAGGGCGCAAAGAGGAUGCAGAUUCAAAACCAAGUUCAAACUGUAACUGGUCGGAAGUUGAUGUUUUGAAGUUAGCUGCUGGAGUUGAAUCAAAUACAAUUCAUCCAAUUGGAAAAGCAAUUGUGGAGGCUGCUAGGGCUAUUAGUGGUUCCAAUUUGAAGAUAGAAGAUGGAACUUACUUGGAGGAACCUGGGUCUGGUGCAGUAGCAACUAUUGAGAACAAAACGGUAUCGGUUGGUACGUUGGACUGGGUUCGAAGUCUUGAAGUCACCUUCGUCAUUUGUCUAGCCUUGUUUCUGCCUGAACUUGGCAUCUACUUGGAGUUGAACGCAGCAAUUCUUUAUGCAAUUCAAUUGCAUGGAGUUGAUGAGAAUCCAUUUCUAGAAGUGGAGGAGUUUAAGAAUCAAUCAGUUGUCUAUGUUGGUGUAGAUGGUAAUCUUGCCGGUCUUAUUUAUUUUGAGGAUCAGAUCAGAGAAGAUGCUGGGCAUGUUGUUGAAUCUCUAUCUAAGCAAGGAAUAAGCACAUACUUACUUUCUGGGGACAAAAAGAAUGCUGCUGAGUAUGUUGCAUCCGUUGUUGGUAUUCCGAAGGAAAACGUGUUGUAUGGAGUCAAACCAGAUGAGAAAAGGAAAUUUAUAAGACGACUUCAGAAAAAUCAGGGCAUUGUAGCUAUGGUCGGCGAUGGAAUUAAUGAUGCUGCUGCCCUGGCUUCAUCACAUGUUGGAAUUGCAAUAGGUGGAGGUGUCGGAGCUGCCAGUGAAGUGUCUUCUAUUGUGUUGAUGCGUGACAAAUUAUCCCAGGAUAUCUUGGGAUGGGAACAAGAUGUCCCUUUCCUCUCUCCAACCCUGGAGGGAAAAAGGGAAUUUUCCAUAGCCAUCACAGAGAACAAGAUCUUACUUGGGGCAGGCAACCCCUCACAGCCUGUUAUCAACUAA
Molecule: messenger RNA, 2324 nt
Organism: Ilex paraguariensis (yerba mate)
Lineage: Eukaryota; Viridiplantae; Streptophyta; Magnoliopsida; Aquifoliales; Aquifoliaceae
Source: the annotation of a GenBank genome assembly